Molecule: messenger RNA, 5878 nt
Organism: Exophiala dermatitidis NIH/UT8656
Lineage: Eukaryota; Fungi; Ascomycota; Eurotiomycetes; Chaetothyriales; Herpotrichiellaceae
Product: N-carbamoyl-L-amino-acid hydrolase
Exons: 5
Coding region: 3820-5202 (460 amino acids)
Molecular function (GO): hydrolase activity, acting on carbon-nitrogen (but not peptide) bonds, in linear amidines
Source: RefSeq, a predicted model, not a curated record
AUCUAAGGAUUUCUUUUUUGUUCAGCGAUGCUACCUGGUAUUACCUAGGUAGUAUUAUAAUUUUUUUGAUCAGCUCUGAUGUUCUGUCGGAUUGAUCAGGCUUAGUAACGCAUGAGAUUCGAACAUCACGUGCCACUAGAUGCACUAAUACACGUGAACGAACUGGUCCCGGGUGCGCUCCAAAAAGAACUCCAAUUUCAAGCACUCCGAGUCAUGCUUGAGAAGCCUAGCCCUGUAACAGACCUCCGCGGUCUCUUGUCACCUGGAGCAGGCCGCGACAUUUCGCAGGCAGCAGAGCGGUUGAAUAUAAAGGACCUACCGGAAACGGGGAUCAAAGCAGUUACGUGUUUGUUCAUCAAGUUGCAUAAUAUCCAUCACCGCCUCAAGCCUUAAGCUCCUCAACGUUGCCGUGGUCCGGAGCAGGGGUGACGGUGCCACUGCCCGAUUUCUCCGAGACGGCCUUGCCAGCAUCAGGCAAAACGCCCUCGACGACGGUCGUCCGUGUGGUGCUGCUGCUGCCGCCAAAAACCUCGCCGACAAACUCGCGCCAGAAGCGUCUGGUCUCCCAGACGGGCAGGAUGCCACAAAGACCGAAAGCGGCAAAGACCCAGAUGAAGCUGAUGACGACGUAAAAGGUGAAGAAGGCCUUGGAAUAGAUGUAGUGGCUGAGAAACAUGGGGAUGGGGACGAUGACGUCCAUGGUGAUGGACAGCACGGUGGACAGGACCAAAGCCAUCAUAAACGUGCGUUGCAGUGCCUUGGGAUUUUCCAGCACCGCGGCGUCCUCGGCUUCUUCUUUCUCCUCGUCAAUCACAGUCGGGAGAUUGCGAUUCGCUUCCUGUUGCUGUUCGGGGGCUCUGUCGACCGAAGCAUCAACUGUCGUCUCGCCGCCAUACAGGGAAGACGGCGCGUUGAUGUCGCGGGUGACGGACCAGUCGAAAUUGUCGGGUCUGGCCCAGGAGACGACCGUGGUCACGAUCAACCCCGUCAAGACUGCCGCCAUGUUCCCGGCCAGUGUCGGAUACGAUGAACCGGUGGUGGCAAUGGUGAACUCGCCGUAGUACACUUUGGUCUCGACCAGCCAUGCGAUGAGACCGGCGGCCAAUCCGGACAGAGCACCCGCGAUGGCGCCGGCUCGGGUUUGGCCUUUCCAGGUGACGGCAAACGCGGCGGGGAACACGGCACCACCGAUCAAGAGACCCAUGACCAGAAAGAGCCAACCCAGACUGAUGCCGAUGGCCUGCCAGAUACAAGCAAACGCGGCCAUGACCACGGCGAAGACGCAAAUCAUGACAUGAGAAACAAAGAUGAGGUCUUUCGGCGUGGCCUUGGGCUUGACAUAGACCUUGUACACGUCGAAGGUCAGGAUGGACGACACGGCGAUCAACUCGGACGACGAGGACGACGUGACGGCCAUGAAAAGCGUCAACAGCAACGCGACACAGCCGUGCUGGCCUAGCAACGCCGCGGCCCCAAACGGAGCCGCCAGACCUGCCGACACCUGCUCCGCGGUCAUGUUGUUGGGGUACGUGGGAUACGCCGGGUUGUCGGUGAGUGCGACCGCCGCCAGACCCAAAGUGGUGGCGAACCCGAACGGAAUGGCGUACCAGGCAAAGCCGCCCAUGAUGUAGCCUCGCACCGCCGUGGUCGGGCGGCUCGCAAUGGCGCGUUGCCAAUACCCUUGAUCCAGAAACACGGUGCCCAUACCGGAGCAAAGCUGGAUGACACCAAAGAUCAAGCCGUAAUUGGACUUGAGGGUGACGUACGAUCCGUUUUGGUUGCCGUCGACGGGUCGCACUUCACCCGCAUGGACCAACAGGUCGUACAUCUUGCCGGGAGAUCCGAUCAGAUCGUUGGAAGUGUAGACCUGUGGUGGAAUCAGCGGUCUGUCACAAAAUGCUGGCAUGCGUGCACAACUUACCGAGAACAUAAAGUACAAGAUGAUGACCAUGACGAUGACGGUGUGAGAAUAGUCGCAGAGGAACGUCGCCCGAAGACCUCCCAGGACGACGUAAAUGGCGACACCGAGAGGAAUGAGGAAAAUGGCCGCGUACACGUUCAUGCCCGUCAGUGUGGUGACGACGGCGCUACCACCCAGCAGCAGCUGGGAGGCGACCAGGAUGUUGGUCAUCAAAGCAAAAAAGAUGAAGAUGAUGUGAGUCACCCUGCCGUAACGGUAGUAGAUGAUCUCCAGGAACGUGUGGCAUCGAGGAGCGUUCUGCUUGACUUUGCAUGCCAGGACCGAGAACAUGAAGAUCUGGACCGUCGCGCCGGCGGCGUACCAGAAGGGGCCCGAGACGCCAUAUUCGUACGCAACGGUGCUGGAUUGCAGCAAGGUGGCCGCCCACGUCCACGCCGAUACCACGCCGCUGGCUAUCAGGCCCGGCUUGACGCUGCGACUGGCCGUGUUGAAUUCUUCACUCAUCUUGGUCGAGUAUUUGGUGUAACGAUUCUGUCAGCAAUGUAAGUGUCAGUAGGGUUUCACUGUACACUCUCAAGCAUUCAAAGCCUACGUACCUGCAAGUACGAAACGCCAGACAUGACCAAGGCGAAGAAGAACCCGAUUCCAAUGACGACGCCAUAGCCGGCGCCUUGGGGAAGAAUGGGCUGAACGGCGGUCGACAUGAUGAAGAAUAGCGCAAAUGAGGGGACUGUCUGGAUGCAGUGUGCGUUCUGAGUCGACAGACUGGUCUAGGACUUGCAAGGCGGCGAUGCUACAAAUGCCUGCCCUUAUAUCCAACCCACGCUCCUAGCGGAUGUUCCGAGGCAGAGGGUCCAUCUUCUCGGAAAGAUAUCGAUCCUGAACGGAACACCAUUACUCGCUUGGGACCUGACAUGUUGUCAUCCUGGAGUGUCGUUAUCAAAGUUUCCGACAUGCCGGACCGCGUCCUCCUGGCUGCUGGCCCGUCGACAUAUUGUCGCAAUGACAACGUCGCUCACGGUGGAGCACACCCCAAGGAACCGCGAGCAGAACGAUAAGGCCAUUAUCGCAGAAGUGGAAACCCAUGACGAUCUUGGAGCCACCAUCGUCUGCAUUUGCAAAAAGGCAGGCCACGACGACUGAUACUCACCCGGUUAAAUCACUUCCGCCCCCAUCAACUGGCGGCAGAACGUUCCGCGCCGCUGUACGAGCGUCAGUUCCAUGGUCAACAUGAAUGAUAAGGAGUUGUGGUUGUCACAGUACUAGACUGUUGGAUAGAGGGCGAAUACUCGAACUCCUAACCGAACGAGGAAACUGGCAACAGCGUCGAACUCCGGACCCACAAAAUAAGCCCGUUAUCAAGGCUGGAGAAAAGAGGAUACCGUAUGGCGCCUUACAGACCCCCAUUUCACCCGCGACCGUUCUAUCCACUUCGGUCCCUGCAGCCCUGCCUCCAACUCGUCCCUGAAAUCUGUGGCUGUCGGCUGUCCCGACGCAUACCGGGACCAAAUGUCGACACCCUUCGUGGAAGCGCUCGCUCAAGUGCAGCACAUACUGUAUGUGAACAGUAUCUGUCAUCACGGACUAUCCCAUCUAGCCCCAGAGUUGUGGAUGACACGAUGCCGAGGUUAAUGUCUUCGUGGGGUCGCCGAAGGACAAUGUUGGAAGAGAUAAGCGGUGUUCAGCAAGCAGAGAGCGACGGGAUCGACUCUGAACAGACCCGCGCGGGUUGGACGUGUUCUUGAGGCAAGACACGACGAGGCUCAAAGGGUACUUUAUACACCCAUCCGGACUCAAAUAUCUUGCUCAAGACACUUCCUUUUUUUCUUUUCUUUGCGUUUUUCUCCUUCCAGCAUACCCCGGAGACCAGCCAUUUCGACUGCCGGUGUCCGUCCAAGAUGUUCAAGUGUUCAAUCACCCCUGCCAUCCUGGGCAGAGGCUCAGUUGCCGCCAACAGGACCAGGAACCCCGUUCUCAGAUUGAGAAGUGUGCGUGCAUACGCGACGGUCAAGAACGCACCGCUGGCGGAGAAGCUCAGCAUCAACGGCGACAGACUAUGGCACGAUAUCCACUACACUGCUCAAUGGAGCGCACCAUCGCCCGGCGGCGUGACGCGACUCUGUGCGGAUGAGAACGACAAGAAGGUCCGUGACUGGUUCCGGGACCAGCUGUUAGCACUGGGGGCGGACUACAAGGUCAACGCCACCGGCACCCAGUUCGGGGUGUUUGAAGGAGAAGACAACAGCAUCCCUCCCAUUGCCAUGGGCAGUCACCUGGACACGGUGGCGACUGGUGGGAAAUUCGAUGGGCCACUUGGGGUCCUGGGAGCGCUCGAAGUGAUGCGAAGCUUCAAAGAACAAGGAAUCAAGACUCGAGCGCCGAUAGUGCUGAUCAACUGGACCAACGAGGAAGGGGCACGGUUUUUCCCAUUGUUGGGCUCGUCCAUUGUCUACGCGGGCCGGUCGACGGUGGAAGAAGCGCACGCAGCGCGAUCCAACGACGCGUCCGAAUUGACCAUGGGCAGCGAGUUGAAGAAGAUCGGAUACGUCGGGGACGGGCCCAACACGUUUCAAGAAUUCCCCAUCUCGGCACACUUUGAGAUCCACUGUGAACAGUCGACCGAUUUGGAAAAGGCAGGCAAGCCAGUCGGUUGGGUCGAGGGCUGGCAAGGGCUGACUUGGUACGAUGUGACCUUCCACGGCGAAAACGGCCACGCCAACACAUACCCGAUGUACGGCCGACGCGACGCCCUGGUCGGGGCUGCCAAGUUGAUCUGUGAGCUGGAAAAGGUGGCUUACGACAAGAACGGCGGCUCGACCGUCACGGGCAUCCACAGCCGGCCCUGGGGAGCGUGCAACAUCCAGUCCAAGACGAAAAUCACUUUUUGUCUCAUGAACAAGGAUGGUCAAUUGCUCGAAGACAUGGGCAAGACCAUCAUGGAUCGCGUCAAGAGCAUUGCCUCCCUCCAUGGUCUCGAGGCCGAGGUUGACCGAACCGUCCAUUUGCUGCCGGGCAACUUUUGGCCCGAGGCCAUCGAUUGCGUCCGAAGGGCUUGUGGUGAUAAGGGCAUUGCCUCGCGCACCGGCACUGGCCACGAUUCAACAAUGACUACCCUGCUGUGUCCGACCGCCAUGAUCUUUGCCCGUGCUAAGGACGGCAUCAGCCAUUCCCCAAAGGAGUGGACUGACAAGGACGACUGCGCUGAAAGCGCUUUGGUGUUGGGCAGGUCGGUCCUGAACUUUGACGACUACAUGAAGCAGAAAGCCACCGCUACCGCUUGAGGGAGAAGCCAGACAUUUGUAUAUACUUUGUUCAGAUCCAUGGUUGCAUGACAAUUUCAUGCGAUUAGACUGCCUAAAGAGCGCUGGGGAGCUGUCUCAGCUCUAACGACAGUAUACUAUACCAUCAAAGCUAAGCGACAGCACACAGAGUACAUUUGAGAACAGUAAUGGCGAAGAGUCGCCCUAACAGCGGCCAUGUAUCUUAUCACCACGUUGAGCACGGUCAAGGGUCUCGCUCCAACAUCGUUCUUCAGACCGGCUACGGCUGAUUCCAGGAAAGGAAGUUCGGCAAUGCCGAAAACACGUGUACCAAGGUCUAAACAUGAUAGCAGGCCCUCAAAGCCGUAACGGUAGUGCUGGGGCCUGAUAAGAAACCAGACCAUUGGGACACCAUAGAAUGAGAGAAUGCAGUCUGCCCAUAUUCUCCAUAAUAGACCAGAUAAGGGAGAGAUACUGCUGAGAUAUGGGGCGGUGGUCUUAGUGACCUCAACAGCAGUACCCCCUCGAAUAGAAAAGAAGUCCAAGAGAUAUUGGGCUGGUGGCUCUUGGGCGACAGCACACUAGCUUUCAACCCAUUGGGAGUCCAGGUAUGGUUUAGGUCGUGUCAUAGUUCUGACGGACAGCCUGGCGGUAGUAUCAAUCUGAGGAAGAUCAGUGAUGGAGGAAUUCCCCAGAC